UUUUGCCUCCCAUAAAUUAAGCUUUAAAGUUUAAACAAUACUGAUCUGUUCUGCAUCAGAAUGAUCUGAACGGAUUCUAUACUUUACUUUAAAUUGGUAGUCAGUUGAGCACUUAUGGAUUAUUUGACAAGUUGGAGCAAAGACCCUAAAUUUAGCAUUAGAAUAGUUAAUAUGAUUUCAGCUUUUUGAAAAAAUAACAUUAAUUCCUCCUAACUUCAACAACGACAGGUCAACACCAAUUCUUUAUUUAAUAAUCAGGUUUUUCUGGUACAAUAAUCACUAAGCAUUUCUAUAUCAGGAAAAGAAAAAAAAAACUGAAGAUAAGUUCUUCUAGCAAUGGCUAAUCCUCUUUGUUGUAUCAUUUCCUUCCUAACAGUACUAAUACUCUUCUUAACAUCAUCGAUUUCUGCUCAAACUAGGGGAAAUAUACCGGUCAAUAAAUUUCUUACAGCUAGUAACAAUGGUUCUCAAUGGCUUUCUCCAUCAGGAGAUUUUGCCUUUGGGUUUAAUCAGUUUCUCAACAGCAGUACUAAUCUCUACUUGCUUUCUAUCUGGUAUGCAAAGAUCCCAGAUACAAUCAUUUGGUAUGCAAAUGAUGGAAAUCCUGUUCCUCAAGGAUCAACUGUUACAAUAACUGCUACUGAGGGAUUACUCCUCAGUGAUCCCAAGGGUGCCCACAUAUGGAAUACCUCUGCUGGUUUAGGUGGUGCUAGAGAUGUUGGAUUUGGAGUUAUGAAUGAUACCGGGAAUUUCAUUCUCACAAGUAAAAGCAAUAGCAAUCCUGUUUGGCAAAGCUUUGAUCAUCCAACAGACACUUUGCUUCCUACACAGAUCAUGAACCUAGAUGGGACAGUUGAUUGUCGACUUUCAGAUACUAAUUUCACCAAAGGCAGUUUCCAAAUGCACCUCCAACGAGAUGGGAAUGUAGUCUUUAAUAUCAUGGUUCCUAUUCUUUACACUGCUUAUGCUGAUCCUUAUUUUGUAACUAUGACAUGGAAACCUCCAACACAAGGUAACCAAGUGAUCUAUGACGAGUUGGGAAGUAUGUACGUUGUGGCAGCAAAUGGGUCUGUGCUGUAUAAUUUCAUCCCCAAAGAUAAGAUAGUUUCGGUCAGAGAUUACUACCAGAGAGCCACUAUGACCUCUGAUGGGAUUCUUACAUGGUAUUAUCACCCAAGAAAGUUCAGCAAAAACGAUGGAGUGGGAUGGUCCAAGAUUUAUUCAGAACCAGGUAAUAUCUGUACUGUACGAUGUGGGUAUAACAAUAUUUGCAGCUAUGAUGUAGUGGCUCAAAGUCUUAGAUGUGAUUGCCCGCCUAAUUAUUCACUAAUGGAUCCUGAUGACAAGUAUGGGAGCUGCAAACCAGAUUUUGACUUAUGGGAAAAAGAUAAACAGGGUCCCAGUGGUAAUGUGGAGUAUAAGCUAGUGCCACGAGAAAACACGGAGUUCAGUUUAGAAAAAUGUGAUGGGAAAUUUAAACAUGUCAAUGAAGAAAAUUGCAAAAGUUCAUGUCUUGAUGAUCGUUACUGUGCUGCUGUGAACUGGGUAUCUGAUAAUGGGGGUACUUGUUGCAAGAUGAAUCCGCUAUUCUUGGGUGGAAAUCAGGCAGCUGGUAGUGAAGGAAAAACUAUUUGGUUUAAGGUAGGCAAUGGUUCAUCCUCCACUGACCAAUUUGUUCCUUCUGCUGAUCGUAUUUUAGAAAAGAAAGCCAGGAUGAAUGCUGUGGUUUCAAUUCUAUUAGGUGGCUCUGUCUUUGUCAAUUUUAUUCUAUUACUUUUGGGAAUUUUCUUCAUUUACUACAAGAAACAGCUCAAAAUAGUUUCCAUAGCCGGCGAUGAGUAUAGUAGUAAUGUUAGCUGUUUCAGCUACAAAGUUCUUGAGGAUGCAACUAAUGGGUUUAAAGAAGAGUUAGGAAGAGGGGCUUUUGGGGUUGUUUACAAAGGUAUAAUAGGAGCUAGUGGUUCCUCAAUUCUUGUAGCCGUGAAAAAGUUGGACAGAAUUUCCAACAAUGCUGAUAAAGAGUUUGAAACUGAAGUAAAUGUCAUUGGCAAGACUCAUCACAAGAAUCUAGUCCAACUUGUUGGAUUUUGCAAGGAAAAUGAUCAACGCAUGUUAGUGUAUGAAUACAUGAGCAACGGCAGCUUAGCAGAUUACCUAUUUGGUGAUCAAAGGCCGAGUUGGGUAGCAAGGAUCAAAAUUGCACAAGGGAUAGCCGGAGGUUUAACGUAUUUGCACCAGCAGUGCAUCACACAGAUAAUCCAUUGUGAUAUAAAGCCUCAAAAUAUACUCAUAGAUGACUAUCAUAAUGCUCGUAUUUCUGAUUUUGGGAUGGCAAAACUUAUGGCUCUAAAUCAAACUCAUACAAAUACAGCAAUCAGAGGGACUAAAGGGUAUGUUGCACCUGAAUGGUUCAGAAACAAACCGGUAACAACCAAGGUAGAUGUCUAUAGCUUUGGGGUACUUUUGUUGGAAAUCAUAUGUUGUCGAAAAAAUGUGAGUAUUGAACUCUUUGAAGUGGAAGGAAAAAUUUUAACAGACUGGGCGUUUGAUUGCUACCAAUCUAACACGAUAGAAAAUCUGGUUGGUAAUGAUUUAGAGGCACUAAAUAACAGGCUACAGUUAACCAGAUUUGUGAUGAUUUCCCUUUGGUGUAUCCAAGAAGAUCCAAAUCUAAGACCAAGUAUGACAUUGGUCACACAGAUGCUAGAAGGCCAUGCUGAAGUGCCUCCCCCUCCUUGUCCAACUUCAUUUUCUACCUAAAUGGAACCAAUUCCCAGGAUAAAUGUCUGAAGUUUUUCCUACUUUAUAUAAUCCUCAUA
Molecule: messenger RNA, 2819 nt
Organism: Amaranthus tricolor (Joseph's coat)
Lineage: Eukaryota; Viridiplantae; Streptophyta; Magnoliopsida; Caryophyllales; Amaranthaceae
Product: G-type lectin S-receptor-like serine/threonine-protein kinase LECRK3
Exons: 1
Coding region: 337-2760 (807 amino acids)
Biological process (GO): protein phosphorylation
Molecular function (GO): ATP binding; protein serine/threonine kinase activity
Source: RefSeq, a predicted model, not a curated record